GAAAUUAUCCGACACAAAACCCCACGUAGAUACAUUACUUACGCUAUGUUAUACUGCAUACCGGUAUUCAUCUGGAAAGAAAAUUAUUAAACCUCUUUUUCUACCGUGUCGUAGCAAUAAACAAUUACCUGGAUCCUUUAACCUUCUAUUCGAAAACAAUAAAUUAUUUUCAUCGAGUACCAGUUGAAAAGGCGUAUACAACGAAAUAAAAGGAGAGGAAAAUGGCUGUGAAAGGUCUUGUUGCUAGUAUAAUUCGCUUUUUGACGAAGCAAUUAGAGGAGGGAGAUAUAACCCCAGACUCCCGUGAAAGUCUUGAAGUGGCGAUUCAAUGUUUAGAGAGUGCCUACAAUGUCCAGGCAUCAGAUUCUCCACCGAAUUUUGAUCUAUUAAGUUCUUAUGAAACAUCGUUGGAGGCAUACAAUUUUCCACCUAGUCGCGAAGCAACUGCCGAGGAAAAAAGCGAGGCUGAAAGAUAUAAAAAUCAGGGUAAUUCUCUCAUGAAAGAGGAUAAAAUUCCAGGCGCUAUCGAAUUGUAUACCAGAGCAAUUGAAUUGGAUGGACGCAAUGCAGUUUACUACGGGAACCGUGCAGCAGCAUAUAGUAAAAUAGGAAAUCACCGGCGUGCUGUAAAAGAUUGCGAAACAGCGCUUAAAAUUGAUCCUACCUACAGCAAAGCCUACGGACGCCUCGGCUUGGCAUAUUCAAGUUUGGAAAAGCACAGGGAAGCGAAAGAAAGUUAUCAAAAAGCACUCGAAAUGGAGCCAGAUAAUGAGAGUUACAAGAAUAAUCUUCAGUUGGCUGAGGAGAAGUUGGCGCAACAGGGAGUCAGCAAUAUUGGACUUGGUGCUAACAAUCCAGGUUUUCCAAUGGAUUUGAGCAGUAUGCUCUCAAAUCCUGCACUCAUGAGCAUGGCUAGACACAUGUUGUCAAAUCCGGGGAUGCAGAAUAUGCUGGGGGAUCUUAUAAGUGAAAAUAUUGAGCAAGGAGGAAGAAUGGAGGCCCUAAUUGAAGCAGGACAGCAAUUGGUCCAGCAAAUGCAGUCCGCCAACCCUGAGCUCAUAGAAUCUCUCAGAAGACAGAUGGGUGGUGGACCAAAUGACCCCGAUCCACCUCAGCAGAAUUAAACUUCCAACAACUUGGAUGGUUGAUUUGUGGGCAAUCAAUCAUUAUUCAUAAUUGUCCCGUGAUAAUCGUCAGCGUGACUUUUCGUUCAACUGCAACAUUCUUCUCUUCAGUUUUCUUCAAUCCAUUUGAUUAUAAAUUAUAUUAUUAGUUUCUGUUCCUAAAUCAUGUUGUUUCUAGUGCUUAGGAGUUGACAUGUAUUCGAGCAUUAUUAUAAUAAACGGACAUCAAUGCGUAA
This is a messenger RNA of Fopius arisanus, 1360 nucleotides long. RefSeq names its product small glutamine-rich tetratricopeptide containing protein. The coding region runs from base 222 to 1124 and encodes 300 amino acids. The record is from RefSeq and is a predicted model, not a curated record. Lineage: Eukaryota; Metazoa; Arthropoda; Insecta; Hymenoptera; Braconidae. Gene Ontology annotation, cellular component: membrane; TRC complex. Gene Ontology annotation, biological process: post-translational protein targeting to endoplasmic reticulum membrane. The transcript has 4 exons. Gene Ontology annotation, molecular function: protein binding; molecular adaptor activity.